CAGUUUCAUCCUGCCCCUGACUGACGACUUCUCUGUUCUUCAGUCCCUCCAGAUGCCGAAUGUCGGGCGGCCGAGUCUGGCCUGCGAGACAUGCAGAACCCGCCGUGUGAAGUGCGACUAUACGCGACCAGGGUGCCUGCGAUGCGAACGUCUCGGCCGGGUCUGUCCUGGCUAUCGUGAUCUGUCGGACUGGGUGUUUAAAAACCACACGCAGACCUCCCUCGGGGCGUUUUACAAGGGGACAGCGCCGAAUCCAGUCGCAGAAGUCACUCGAGGCGGUCAUGAUUUGGCAUCUACAGACAAUGCCGCUCGGGGGGCGGCGAGAUCAGGGAUUCCAGACGCCAGCUUUGCAGUGACGCACAUCCCCCCUGCGUUGUCUGAUCCCUGGGAACCACAUAUCGUGCCGCUGAUUCUCAGCCAGUUCUCCUUCCAGCAGCGGAACGGGGUGACGGCCUACGGCGCGCUGGAGUGUUUUCCUACCCUAGUGUCCCGCGCGGAGGAAGACUCGCCUCUGAUGCUCGCCUCUCGGGCAGUUGGUUCCGUGUAUUUUGCCAACCGCGCGGGCGCGUCCUUUGAUCGCACCGAGCACGGUGUCUCGUACGGCAAGGCGCUGCGUGCCGUCUCCAAGGCCACGCAGGAUCCGGUCUCCCAGCUCGACGACCGGACCCUCCUGGCUAUUUGGCUUCUCAGUCUGUACGAGUGUCUGUUGGGCACCCACGGGCUAGACAUGGUGACCCGUCCCGGCCCGGAGAACUGGGACAUCCACACCCAGGCCCUGGUGGACAUCCUUCAUCUCCGUGGGCCGCGGCAGCUCGCAUCCAGGACGGGCUGUUCCUUGUUCUUCUUGGCUUUUAAUACAAUUCAAACUCGAGUCCUGCAGAAAUGUGACGACCCCCCAUUCGAGACCGCCGGCUGGUUCGAGAUGAUGGCUGCGUCUGGGUUAAGCACAGCGGUGCCUUUCGUCUGCGUCUUUGACUUUGGCUACCAGGCGUCUUUGAUCUGCAGUCGGAUCCGACGCGUUGUGCUUGCGGAACCCCCCCUGCAAUCGACUGUGUUGAGUAUCUGGGCCGCGAUCGACGAGUUUACGUCCCGCACACAAGGUUACUUUGAACGAGUGUGCAUCACGGACGACGAGGACGCUCUCGUGCUCCACGACAUGGCUACUCGGAACAACAUCGACGCGAUGCAUCUCCGCGUGCAGUUCUGUGUCCUGGAGCUGGUGUCUUAUUGUUACACAUUUUACACUUCGUCCGUGGAGAAUUCUCGAUUACAGCAGAUCGCAAAUGCCCUCCAGCUCUUGCAGCGCCAGUACGCCGCGAUCCAGUCCUCCCGCCAGAAAGCAGAUCGCAUCCUGCGCACCCUGCCCUACCUCCUUGCCAUCGAUCCGCUGCACGGCCCGCUAGCGACCUCUCUCCCGCAGUCCGCCAACAGACAGCCCAACUGGUCGGACGCGCUGAGAAUCAUGUGGCCGCUGCGUCUGCUCGCUGCCUCGACAGUCGUCCUCGACAUACACAGACAAGUGGCCGGGGAGGCGCUGAAGCGCAUAGCGUACGAGAUGGGGAUCAUGCAGGCGGUUGGAACGAACUUUACAACGUUGAGUCGGUUGAAGAGGAAUUGAAAUUUGGACAUUACUUUGAGUCUUUCUUCUGAAGACAUUCUCACAGAGAUACUGUAUAUGCAUAUGCCCAUCCCUGUCUACUACAUAUGUUGGCUGUCAAUACGAGUACCUGCAGAAUAUACCAUUGGUGUACUCCAUAGUUACUGUAUUCAAUCAGCAGGCUGUUGUUACAAUUUCAGCCCAA
Messenger RNA from Penicilliopsis zonata CBS 506.65, 1802 nucleotides. RefSeq lists its product as hypothetical. Lineage: Eukaryota; Fungi; Ascomycota; Eurotiomycetes; Eurotiales; Aspergillaceae. The coding region runs from base 53 to 1618 and encodes 521 amino acids. Gene Ontology annotation, molecular function: DNA-binding transcription factor activity, RNA polymerase II-specific; zinc ion binding. The record is from RefSeq and is a predicted model, not a curated record. Gene Ontology annotation, biological process: regulation of DNA-templated transcription. The transcript has 3 exons.